Molecule: messenger RNA, 401 nt
Organism: Racocetra fulgida
Lineage: Eukaryota; Fungi; Glomeromycota; Glomeromycetes; Diversisporales; Gigasporaceae
Source: the annotation of a GenBank genome assembly
UAUUUCAAAUUACUGAAGUACAAGCAUUUCAAGUUCCUGAAGCACAACCAGUUCAACUUCCUGAAGCACAACCAGCUCAACUUCCUGAAGCACAAGCGACCAAAAUUUCCAUAGCAAAGGCAAUUGAAGUUUGUACGGCACUAGCAACUGAAAUUCCUAUGGCACAUGCAAUUGAAGUUCCUAUGGCACAUGCAAUUGAAGUUUCUAUGUCACAUGCAAUUGAAGUUUCUACGGCACAAGCAACUGAAGCUUUUAUAACACAAGUAAUUGAAGUUUCUACAGCACAAGCAAUUGAAGCUUUUACAGCACAAGCAAUUGAAGUUUUUACUGCUUCACCUCAAACUCAAAAUACGAAUAAGGCUAGGAUUUCAAGACUUUCUAAAUUAAAGUCUCAUACUUGA